UUGGCGCUGCCGGGUACCAGAAUAUGGGCUGCCAGCCGACACCCCUCUCGUUGUUACCUGCGCUGACUUUACAGAUUCCUACAAUAUAGAAUAAUCCCCGUUAAUAUCAUCAAUUUAAGAGAAAUUUCUUGACUGGCCUAUCAAGGAUGGAUAGGGACAGAGACAAAAUGGCCAAGAGGAUGGUAAAUCUCACCCUAGAGAUACUCUUCCAACUUACUGGAGAGGAUUACACAGUGGUGAAGAAGACCUCUAGUGAGCGCUGUCAGGUUCCUGUGUAUGAAGGAUGGGGAAGAACCCUGAGCCCAAUCAAGGGGCCUCCACCUCACUCCAUGAUACAUGAGAAAAUCAAUGCACAGAAGAUCCUAGAACUCACCAACAAGAUGAUUGAGCUGCUGACUGGAGAGGUUCCUAUAAGGUGUCAGGAUGUCACUGUCUAUUUUUCGGUGGAGGAGUGGGAGUAUGUGGAAGGAAACAAGGAUAUUUACAAAGACAUCAUGGUGGAGAACCACCAGCCCCUCAUAUCACUAGAAAGAUCUAGUAAGAGAACAACACCAGAGAGAUGUCCCAGUCCUCUUCUUCCACAGGAUCAUCAGAUAACUGUACCAGGAAUACAAAGGACCAUUUCAUAUCUUCAGAUUCUAAAGCCAAUGAUCUUGGUGUCACACAAGACAAAUUUGAAGAGCAUGCCAUUAUCCCAGAUGUACCCUCAGCUGUUCACUGCAAAGAUCUAUCAUCUGAUCCUUCUAAACAUCUUAUAUCUUCUGAUUCAUCACAGACUGUUAGGCAACAUAUAACUCCCAGAAAGGGUGUUGUACGUCAAAGAAGUAGUCAGUCAAAGGAAAAGCCUUUUUCAUGUUCAGAAUGUGGGAAAUAUUUUCCUUCUAAUUCAGGUCUUGUCAGACAUCAAAGAAGUCACACAGGUGAGAAGCCAUUUUCAUGUUCAGAAUGUGGGAAGUGUUUUACUCAAAAAUUAAAUCUCAUCAUACAUCAAAGAAGCCACACAGGAGAGAAGCCAUUUCCAUGUUUAGUAUGUGGGAAAUGUUUUCCUUCUAAAUCAAAUCUCAUUAUACAUCAAAGAAGUCACACAGGAGAGAAGCCAUUUUCAUGCUCAGAAUGUGGGAAAUGUUUUACCAGGAAAUCAGAUCUUGUUGGACAUCAGAGAAUUCACACAGGAGAGAAACCAUAUUCAUGUUCGGAAUGUGGUAAAUGUUUUACUUUGAACUCAAAUCUUCUUCAACAUGAAAGAAGUCACAAAGGGGAGCAGCCUUUUUCAUGUUCAGAAUGUGGGAAAUGUUUUACUCAGAAAUUGAAUCUCAUCAUACAUCAAAGAAGUCACACAGGGGAGAAGCCCUUUUCAUGUUCAGAAUGUGGGAAAUGUUUUACCAGGAAAUCUGAUCUUGUUAAGCAUCAGAGAAUUCACACAGGAGAAAAACCAUAUUCAUGUUCGGAAUGUGGUAAAUGUUUUACUUUGAACUCAAAUCUUCUUCAACAUGAAAGAAGUCACAAAGGGGAGCAGCCUUUUUCAUGUUCAGAAUGUGGGAAAUGUUUUACUCAGAAAUUGAAUCUUAUCAUACAUCAAAGAAGUCACACAGGGGAGAAGCCCUUUUCAUGUUUAGAAUGUGGGAAAUGUUUUACCAGGAAAUCAGAUCUUGUUGGACAUCAGAGAAUUCACACAGGAGAGAAACCAUAUUCUUGUUCGGAAUGUGGUAAAUGUUUUACUUUGAACUCAAAUCUUCUUCAACAUGAAAGAAGUCACAAAGGGGAGCAGCCUUUUUCAUGUUCAGAAUGUGGGAAAUGUUUUACUCAGAAAUUGAAUCUCAUCAUACAUCAAAGAAGUCACACAGGGGAGAAGCCCUAUUCAUGUUUAGAAUGUGGGAGAUGUUUUCAUUCAAAGUCAAAUCUAGCCAUACAUCAAAGAACUCACACAGGAGAGAAGCCAUUUUCAUGUUCAGAAUGUACAAAAUGUUUUAGCAGGAAAUCAGAUCUUGUUAGACAUCAGAGAAUUCACACGGGAGAGAAGCCAUUUUCAUGUUCAGAAUGUACAAAAUGUUUUAGCAGGAAAUCAGAUCUUGUUACACAUCAGAGAAUUCAUACAGGGAAGAAGCCAUUUUCAUGUUCAGAAUGUGGGAAAUGUUUUGCAUUAAAAGCACAUCUUCUUCAACAUGAAGGAAGUCACACAGGGGAGAAGCCUUUUUCAUGUUCAGAAUGUGAGAAAUCUUUCUUACGAAAAGCAUGUUUUGUUGAACAUAAAAAAAUUCACACAGGAUGACAACCUCGGAUUCUGUCCAUGAUGAUCACAAGUUUGUGGCGCUCCAUUACACACCACCGACCCCCUCUAGGUCGCCCAACCCCUUUGACCCCACUAAUUUGCUUAUUUGGUUUGUUACUGGAUGAACAAUGGUUCCAUUUACACCCACAUUUUUUGAGAGAAACGUUAUUCUUGAGCAGGACCUUCACCAUUGAGCUGAAGCGGGUGGACUCCCAACUAUUGUUAAAUGGAAGUCCAUAAUCAAUGCUAUAAUACCACUUGAGCAAACCAUCUAUAAAUGCAGAAAAUACCAUAAAGUAUGAGGGGGGCAUAGUGUAGUUAAUCUCUCACUCUAUACUUGCCUCAAACCUUCAGUCCAUCAGGACUUCUCUCUCGCACAUCUCACCCUUGAAGGUGGUGUUCAUCCUCUACUAUAGUCAUCUUGCUAUGUUCAUUCCAAUAUCCACACAUAUAUUGGUUUUCCUACCAUUAUUUCUAUCUACAUUUAUAGGCCUGUGCUCCUGCAUUCCACAUGAAAUCUAUGCUGUGUUUAGCAUACAUAUAUUGUGCAUAUUUGUCUUCUACAGGGGGUACUUGCUUGUGUAAUUGUGCUUGGAUGUGUAUGGUAUGGCACUAUAUUUUUG
Molecule: messenger RNA, 2892 nt
Organism: Bufo gargarizans (Asiatic toad)
Lineage: Eukaryota; Metazoa; Chordata; Amphibia; Anura; Bufonidae
Product: zinc finger protein OZF-like
Exons: 6
Coding region: 560-2269 (569 amino acids)
Biological process (GO): regulation of DNA-templated transcription
Source: RefSeq, a predicted model, not a curated record